This is a messenger RNA of Oryza sativa Japonica Group (Japanese rice), 1241 nucleotides long. RefSeq lists its product as uncharacterized. The record is from RefSeq and is a predicted model, not a curated record. Gene Ontology annotation, cellular component: Golgi membrane. Lineage: Eukaryota; Viridiplantae; Streptophyta; Magnoliopsida; Poales; Poaceae. Gene Ontology annotation, molecular function: hexosyltransferase activity.
CCGCUGCAAAUAUGCAGCAGCCUGUACUCGAUCGUGUGUUCCCUCCGCACCGCGUGAACCUGCUGCAAAAAUCCCCAGAAAAACCACCAUUUCUGCCUCUGCCAAAACCAACUUCGUUUGGGCCACAGCCACACACCGUGUACGCACGCAUUCUGCCAUGAAGCCGCAGAGGCUGCCGCUGCCGCCCGUCCCCGCCGCGGCGCUCCUCCUGCUCCCCGUCGCACUCCUCGCCGCCCUUCUCUUGGUCGUCUACCCCAACGAGUUCGCCCUGCAGGCCUCGCUGGCCGGCGCCGCCGCAUGCGGCGAUCAUCAAGGCGGCGGCGGCGGCGGUGGCGUGCAGGCGGCCCCGGAGUUCCGGCUGCUGAUCGGCGUGCUGACCCUCCCGGCGCGGUACGAGCGGCGGCACCUGCUCCGGAUGGUGUACGCCCUCCAGCAGCCGGCGGUGGCGUCGAGGGCGCGCGUGGACGUCCGGUUCGUCUUCUGCCGCGUCGGCUCGCCGGAGGACCGCGUCCUGGUGUCCCUGGAGGCGAUGGCGUACGGCGACGUGGUGGAGCUCGACUGCCCGGAGAACAUGGACAACGGCAAGACCCACGCCUACUUCUCCAGCGUGCCGCGCCUCUUCGGCGGCGGCGAAGCCGCCUACGACUUCGUCAUGAAGGCCGACGACGACACCUUCUUCCGGCUGCCGGAGCUCGCCGAGUCGCUGUCGCGAGCGCCGCGGCGCGACCUCUACUACGGGUGCAUGGUGCCGUGCGACUACGUCCGCGGCUCGAACGAGUACAUGUCCGGCAUGGGGUACCUGCUGUCGUGGGACCUCGUGGAGUGGAUCGUGGCGGCGGCGGCGGAGAUCGAGGGGAGGACGGGCGGGCCGGAGGACCGGACGCUCUACUCGUGGCUCCGACGCGGCGGCAGGGGCAGGAACCGGGUGGACGUGAAGCCGGCCAUGUACAACUUCCCCGGGAGGCACCCGUGCUCGCACGAGUUCAUACCGGACACCAUCGCCGUGCACCAGCUCAAGGACAACCGCCGGUGGGCGAGGACGCUCCAGUACUUCAACUUCACCGCCGCGCUCAAGCCGUUCUACCCGGUGAUUUAGGUUGAUCGAUAUAUCGAUCUCGUGAGUUUUUACCGCAAUUGAAUUUUUUUUGUUGAGCCGAGUCAACUUCGGUUCGUGAGAUUUGUAUUCUUUUGAUUGUUGUAUACGUAAAGCUGCAAAUUAAACAUUUCUCGAUCCGUAGGAA